AUGUCUGUGAACGCUUGUUUAUGUCCUGUAGUAAGCGUACACGGAUGUUCAAUAGUAACUGUCGAAGGUAUUGGUAACACUAAAACGCGAUUGCAUCCCAUACAAGAUAGAAUAGCGAAAAGUCACGGAUCACAAUGCGGUUUUUGUACACCCGGUAUUGUAAUGUCGGUUUACGCUAUGCUCAGAUCUUUGGGGAAAACACCCAACAAAAAAGACUUGGAAAUAGCUUUACAAGGUAUAGUCGACAAUCGUACACAUAAUAAUAUACCAUAUAUAUAAUACAAUGUAUACGUAGGUAUAGGUAAGCUAAAAUGUUAAGACUAUUUUUUUUUAAACUAUUUUUUGUUUCAGGAAACUUGUGUAGGUGUACGGGAUACAGACCGAUUUUAGAAGGAUUGAUGACAUUGACUGCCAAUUAUAAAGUCCCUGUGAGUGGAUGCCCAAAAGAAAACAACUGUUGUACAAAGAUAAAAGUGAUUGGAAAUAAUGUAGAGAAUACGACAAAUUCUUCGGAUUUUUUACCAUAUGACCCGUCUCAAGAACCAAUAUUUCCACCAGAACUUAUGGUGAGAAAAAAAAAAUCUUAUGUUUUGUGUAUUUCAAGUAUUUAUGUACCUAGCUAACAAAAGACUACGACGAAGAGUAUUUGAUAUUUAGAGGUAGAAAAACUAUGUGGUAUAGACCGACAUCACUUUUUGAACUAUUGGAACUCAAGUCUAAAUAUCCUAAUGCGCGAAUAAUUGUUGGAAACACUGAAGUUGGUAAGUAUUUCAUUUAAUUUAAACAAAAAUAUAGUUAAUUUAAUGAACAAAAUCGUUACAAAACUGUUACUUAUCGAAAAUAUAGGAAUUGAAAUAAAAUUCAAGUCUUGUCAAUAUUCCGUAAUGAUACAACCGAAUAAAGUAUCAGAAUUAAACGUUGUUAAGGUGAGUGCUGAGGGAUUGAUUGUUGGAGCUGCGGUAACCAUUGACAAAUUAGAAAAUCAAUUAAAGAAAUUGGUUGAUACCAUGCCGGGUAAAUAAUUUUGAUUGAUUGGCAAGUGCUAUUAUACUACAUAUUUUAAAAUUUUAAGAUAUUGAUUACUAUACAAAUAUACCUUUUUGGUUAUUAAUAUUUGUCAGAAAUCAUAUUUUUCCUUAAUAUUUUUGUUGGCCACUUUUCAUCAGUUUAUAUUUAAAUGUAAAAAUAGGUUAGUUUUUUUAAGACAAUAUUAAUAUUAUAACAAAAAUAAAUAAAUAAAUAAAAAUUACUACCUCACUCUUCUUUUCAUGGCUGCAAUCACCCUUUUAAUCGUAUGCUUCGCAGGUUUAACAAUACGUCGUAACUGUGGCUUAAUAUUUGGACUAUUAUAUAAUAUUAUAUAAUUAUUCUUUGUCUAUGUUUAAAAAUUAUUCAACUUCUGUCAAGUACUCAGUACAUAUUUAGUAUUAUAAGCAUCUUUAAUUUUUUGUAAAUUGCCUGAUUGGGCGUAAGUUAAUUAAAAAAAAUAAUAAUAAUAACAAAAUAAAAACGUUUUGUUUCAAAAAGGUCGUUUAUCAUUGACACAUUUACGGGUGUCAAAAAUUAAAUAACGACUUAUUUCUUUGGUUUUAGAUUAUAAAGUUCAAGUAAUAAAGUCUAUAUUGGAGAUGAUACCGUCGUUUGCUAGUAAACAAAUUCGUAAUGUUGCUGUUAGUGUAGUAAAUAUAAUAGUAAUAGUUGUCUAGUAUUAAAGUUACUGAAAUUUAAUGAUAUUAUAAUUUUCGAAAGUGUAUAGCCGGAAAUAUUGUAACAGGAAGUCCUAUAUCGGAUUUGAAUCCAAUAUUUUUAGCUGCUCGUUGUCAAUUAAAGGUACAGAGUAAAGGUAAUGGCAGUUUUAUUUUUAUAUUUUAAAAAUAUACUUGUUUUGUAUACACGUGUUAUUUUUAUUUAUUUUUUUUUUUUUAGAAAACGGAACAAGAUUUUUAAAAAUGGACAGAACCUUUUUUACUGGUUACCGAAAAAAUUCUAUACACGCAAAUGAAAUCCUAAUAGACUUGUUCAUUCCCUUUUCACAAAAAGUAAAACAUUAAAAAAAUAAAAAUAAUAUUAUUAUAUAUUAUAUUAUAUUAUAUAUAAUAUAUUUAAAUUAAUAAAAAAAAAGACGUCCUAAGAUAAUUGGGAUAAUUCAAUGUAUACCUAUAAGCAAUAAUAAACCAUUGCUUACGAAAAAACAAUUCUGAGUGGAAUCAGUUGAUGCUUUGUCAACAAUACAUAUGUCAUUUUAUAUUAAAAAAAUUAAAUAGGCUUUAUAUAUUUUCUUUAAUAAUAUUUGUUUAACGUUGUACCAAUUUUUCCAAUUUUCCUACGUUUUUCACGGUUUUCCUAUUUUUUAUCCCGGUUUUUCACAUUUUCUGAGAAAACUAAGGAAAAUCGAAAAAUGACCUUUUUAAAGAACCUCCCUAGUGAAAUUUACUAUUAGAAACAUUGCUAUUCGUACAUUUUCCCGGUGUUUUUUUCGGUUUUCAAAUUUGAUAAGAAAAUUAAAAAAUGACCUCUCUAAAGUGCUUCCCUCUUUCUGAAAAGGUGUUACACGUAAAAAACUGAGCAAGUAUUCCGGUAAAAAAGUUGUGAACAGAUAAAAAAAAAUAAACAUCUAGGUAAAACUAUGAUCUUCUCUCAGAAUUUAAAAUAUUGUUUUAGAAUACUUUUUUCAAGUCAAUUAAACAAUCAAGAAGAAAAGAAGACGAUAUAGCUUUGGUGAAUGCUGCAUUUUUUAUAAAAAUAUCGAAGAACGUAGUAAAAGAUGCAGAAUUUGUUUUUGGCGGAAUGUCAGCUACUACAGUUUUUGCUAGGAAAACAAAAAAACUAAUAAUUAACAGAGAAUGGACAGACUCCAUGUUAGAUGGUAUAUACUUGGAGUUGCUUAAAGAUUUACCUUUGGCAUCAAAUGCACCCGGUGGAAUGGUAACUUAUCGCAAAACCCUUUCUCUGAGGUAAAUGUUUUGUAGCAAAAUACAGUAUAGUUACGAGAUGUUAUAUUGUACUUUAUAUUAUUAUUGCUAUUGUAUUUUUAGUUUAUUUUUUAAAUUUUAUAACUAUGUGUGCGAACAAUUAAGUCUGAAAACGAUAGACUUUCAAGUGAACGAUACAAAUGAUGUAUUUAAGUAUGCUCAGUAUUAUCAAAUCGUCGGCAAUUCUCAAUGUUCAAACGAUACUAUCGGCAAACCAUUAAUUCAUAGGUCGGCUAUACAACAAACUACAGGUAACUUUUACAGACUAAAUGAAAUUUAAAUUUAUUAUAACACAAAUUAAUACUACUGCAAUUUUACAUCGUAAAUAUAAUAAAUAAGUAUAUAUUUCGUUUUCAGGCGAAGCGGUUUAUUGUGAUGAUAUACCUCGGUACUCAAACGAAACUUAUUUAGCGGUUAAAACUUCUAUUUAUGCCCAUGCCAAAAUUACUAGUAUAGACUACACCGAUGCUCUGUCGUACCCUGGAGUGAUAGCGAUAGUAGAUGAAAAAGAUUUACCUGGAAGUCGUAACAUGGUUGGUGUAACACCGAUUAAAGAUGACUAUGUUUUCGCUAGAGGAAAGGUUUGUAGUAAAUUUUUUUUCCACUGAAAUACUUUUUAACGUUUCUAAAUAAACCAUGUUGUUUAGGUAGUCAAUUUCGGGCAAAUAAUCUGCGGAUUAGUUGCUAUCGAUCCAAUCAUUGCACAAGAAGCAGUCGACAAAAUCCAUGUUCAGUACGAAGAACUAAAACCGAUAAUUACCAUUGAGGUUUGUAAAUUAUCUAGUAAUCAUUAAUUUGAACAAUAUAUUGUAAUGUGCACCACAACCAGUACAUAUAUAAAGGUAUUUUAAUGAUUUAAACUUUCGAUUUGAUCUCAUUAGUCGUUUUAAGUUAUUGAUAAUGAAAAUUAGUCACUCAAAUCGAAUAAUAAAUAACGUAUAACAAUAUUGAAUGGAGGAAUUUUAGCGUUUUUGAUUUGGCGCACACAAAAUUACACCUCAAUCAAUUUUAGCGAGUGCGUUAUUUGAGCUUACGUCAUAAAAACGUAUUUAUCAAAACACAAGAGUAGCUACAAAAUAAUAUAUACUAGGUUAUGCACAUUGCACUUGUUGUUUACUCUAUUAUAUUAAUUGUAGUUCUGUAGAUAUUUAUAAUCAUAUUUUGAACUUUAUACUAGUAUUACAUUUUCGAUAAUAAUAUAUAUUCAAUGGAUUCUGCAUGUCUGCCAUAUGAACGUUACACUUUAUUUUCUAUAGAAAAUUAAAUUAUCAAUGAAAUGACUCACAUAGUCAACCUCAACUCUUACGUGCAAUCUAUAUACCUAGUAUAGAUCUUGUAUUUUAUGAAAUAUCCUAACAUUUUAUUACUUAUUUUAAUAAUAUUCAGUAUAUUACAACACUUGUAUAUUUGUUGUUGCCACAUAAUUUUUUUUGAUUUUAAUUAAUUUGUUUUAUUUUAGUUUUAUAUAUUAUUAUUCAAAUCAACUGCAUAAUACUUAGAAACAUUAGGUACAAAAAUAAAAGGCAAUACACUUCUAUGGUACAGUCAAAUGAUACACACACAUAUAUAUAUAUGUAUAAAUAUAGUUAGGGUCAUUAGUAAUGUACUAAUGUAUAAUAAAUGGUUGCAGGAAGCUAUUGAAAAUAAAUCUUUUUAUGAUGGUCGAUGUGUUUACUGGCAAAAAGGGUGUGUAGAUCAAGCAUUCAAGGAAUCGAAACGAUCUGUAACAGGUACACUGAGAAUUGGAGGCCAAGAUCAUUUUUAUUUAGAAACGCAUUGUUGUUUGGCGAUACCGUUAAACGAAAACAACGAGAUUGAAAUAAUUAGUUCGACACAAUCGCCGAGUGAACUUCAGGUAGGUAUCUAUUAUUAUUUAUUUAUUUUAAAUUCCAUAUAAUAUUAUAAUGAUAUUUUCUUAUUAUGAAUAGGAAACUAUCGCGCAUUGUUUAGACAUACCAGAAAAUCGUGUAGUUUGCAAAACAAAACGUCUAGGUGGUGGGUUUGGCGGUAAAGAAACUAAAGCAUUUAUUAUAGCUGUGCCGUGUGCAGUAGCCGCCGUAAAGUAAGAACUAUCGCUAUAAAAUUAAUUUAUAUUUUUUUAAAUUAAGUCCUAAAAUUAGAUUUUAUUUUUGAUUACUUUUUGUUCUAGAACUGGGAAACCAGUUAGAUGUAUGUUGGACAGACACGAAGACAUGGUAAUCUCAGGUGGCAGAAAUCCAUUUCUGUGCUGUUAUAAUGUAGGAUUCGAUGAAAGUGGACAAAUUCAGGUUUUAGAUGUUUCUGUAUACAACAACGCUGGGAGUUCCAGGGAUUUAUCAUUCGGAGUAAGGGUUUUAUACAAUUUUUUUAUUUAAAUAUUCCAUAGGUCUUAUCCCGUUUUGUCACCGUAUCAUUACACCGCUGUCCCAUUUCGUCACCAAAUUAAUCCAAUUUCGCCGUACAGUUCUCAAAUUAUUUUUUUUUUUUAUAUAUAUAUAUAUAAACAUAGUUAUGGAUUUGUAAUUAGUAAAGCAAUAGAAAUGACAAAAAUUUGCAUGGAAGACACACAGUAUAAAAUAAGCGUUAAAUAUGCGAAGUCAGAAGAUUUUGAAGUAAAAACUGGCUUAAAGCACGGAGAUUUACUAUCCUUUACUCUAUUUAAUAUAUCUUUGGAGAAAGCUAUAAGAGAAUUACAAAUGGAAUGGAUGCAACUGGAGUGGAAAUUGGCUAAUAACAUAUUCAAGUACUGGGUUUUGCAGAUGAUUUAAUUAUCAGAGACCCCCUGAUACGGGGUCUCUAACUUUCGAAAAAGUCGAUGAAUUUCCAUAUCUAGGAGCAAUGCUAAACACUAAAAAUUAUUGGUUGAAGGAAAAAGGAGUGAGGAUGACAAAGGCUGAAAGAUUGGCACUUGCCUUAAGUAAAUUCUUAAAAUCAAAAUUAUUUUCAAAGAAAACCAACACUAGAUUAUAUACACGGUAAUAAUAAGGCCUACGCUAACCUAUGGCUGUGGAGCUUGAACCACCUCCAGUACAACCGAAAGAAGGCUCAGGACUUUUUAAAACAGAAUUUGGAGGACAAUAUUUGGACCAACUUAUGAUAACGAUAAUGCAACUUAGAUAAAACAAUUUACAAAGAACUGCAAGACGAACUGGGAAUUAUAUCAGUCAUCAGCUUCAUAAGAGGGCAAAGGAUUCAGUGGUUAGAACACGGGAUGUGGACAAACAAGGAUGAUAAUUAUGUAGAACAGUCCUAAACUGGAAACAAUGGGAAGAAGCCCUCUAGGUAGACCCAGGAAAAAGUGUCUGGAUGUUGUGGUAAAAGACCUUGAAAGGUUAGGAGUACAAGAAUGGAGGGAAUUAGUUUAGGACCGAGAAAAAUGGAGGAAUAUUGUUAUGGCGACCAAAAAUCUUAAAGAGUAUUAAAUGCCAGAAGAAAAAGAAGAAAACAAUAGAUGGAAACAGUGAACGAUAUAUCAUUUGAAACGAUUUUAGUACUUAUCGAGUUAAAUUUUUUCUUUGUUAACUUUUAACUUUUAACUGAAGGAAAUUGAAUUGAAUUAACUUGCAAUAAUUAAUUAUUUUCAUUAAUAUAUUGCCCAUCUUUGGUAAUUUGUAACUUCUAAGUAAAUACCGGAUUUAAUUGUAUUUACAACACAUACAAAUUUCAUAUUAAAAUUAUAUAGUUGCACCAAAAAAUACGUAAAAAUUGCACUAUAAAAAUGCAAAAGUUAUAUAAAAAAAAUUAGAUAAAUGUUACUUUUUUAAUUAAAAUUGAUAAUUAGAUACAUUUCUAAAUUAUUUUCAUUAAAUUUUAUCUUUUAUUCCUUAAAAUAUGUUUGUAUAACGAAAAACUACGUUUUACGUUCUACGUCUACACUAGUUAUUGAUGCAUAUUUAAAAUAAUUUAAUAAAGUAAGCGUUAUAUCUAAAUUAACAUUCGCUUAACUUGAAUCGCACAUUGAAACGUCGAAAAUUGAAAAAAAUUGAAUUAAAUAGGCAGAAUAUUUUUCGUAUAUAUCGUUUAUAUAUUUAAUCAGAUCUGAUUUAUCUUUAUUGCAAUAAAAGUUGUUAUAUCAACUAAAUUCGGUAUUUACUUAUAAGUUAUGUUAAGUUACUCGAAAAAUAAAUUCGGGGAAAUUAAACGGCGAUGAAAUGGAAGGGAGAUUAAAUGGAAGCUGACCAUUGUAUAAACAUCUUAAAAUUUUUAUAUUUUUGAUCUGUUUAUAGACAAUGGAAAGGUGUUCUUGUCACAUAACCAAUACUUAUAAUAUACCUCAUGUUAAAGUGUCAGGGUAUUCUUGUGCCACAAACUUAGCGUCAAACACGGCGUUUAGAGGAUUUGGGGCACCCCAAGGGAUGUUUUUCAUCGAGUCUAUUAUCGAUCAUAUAUCCAGAGAAUUAAACGUCUCUUCCAAUAUAGUGAGAGAAAAUAAUUUUUUUGCUAACGGUCACAUCACGCAUUAUAAUCAAUUGAUAUCUAAUUUUACCGCCAAAUACUGUUGGGACGAAGUGUUGGAACGCUCAAAAUAUACCGUUAAAUCUGACGACAUCAAAGAAUUCAACAGGUAUGCCUAUAAUAUAUUAUAUACCUAGCAUCAUUUAGAGCGAUUUGUUAUUCAACACAGUGAUAUAUAUAGACCAGAAUUGAACAGCCAAGCUAUUGAGAAAAUCUUGGUGGCAAGUAUAGAGUAACAUACAUAGAAAUACCAUUGUUUUCAUAAAUUGAAGCUAGUACUUCAACUCUUUUUUUAAAACUAUCAUUUUAUACAAAUUAAUUGAAUAUUGUAUAGUUUGGUGUAUAUGCAUCAACCAAAUAAAUUCAGAUUAAAUAAUAAUUGCAAAUAACCAUUAUGCAUAUUGUAGUAUUUCUAAACAAAAUAUUAUAAAUAAUGAUUACUUUUGUUUCAUUAUAAUAUUUGUGAGAAUUUAGUAUUAUUACUUGAUCAGCUUAUGAUCAAAUCAUUAAAAAAAAAAAAGACAAUAAUAAUAUAUAAAACAAAUUAUGUGCGCCACCUGGCACCUAUAACAGAUAGGUAUUUGGGAAGGUAGGGCGCCCCACUCUUGUAGGUGGGAAGUUGGAAAAAUAGGAUACAUUAAGUUAUUUGAAUUAUACCUGUAAGCAAAGAUAAAUCAUUGCUAACGAAAAAGGAUUCGGAUUGAAGUUAUUGAAGUUAAAGAUAUGUUUUUAAAGUAGGUAGUAUUUACGAUUUUUGUUAAAAUUUGAUUUUAAAACUUAUAUAUGUAUAAAAUACUACUAUGUUUUUUUGUACCACUAAGUACGACUUAUAAUGAUUAUCAUGUCAAUUUUCAAAUAUUUCUAUUUGAUCAAACAAUUUUAUCUACAGAAUACCUACCAAAUAAAAAUUACGUAAGUACUCGUAAAAUUAAAAUGCCAAAAUGCAUGAAUUAUGAGUACCGCACAAUAAAAACAAAUUUGAAAACCAUUAAUCAACAUAUUUUAUUUUGUAAGUUUGUAUCUAAAUUUUAACUGUCAUAAACCGUAAUAUAUUUUUUUGAUAAAAUACAUUGCACCUGGUGCACGAUUUGAAAUCUUUGAAUAAUUUGUUUACACCCAUGAUAUGAUUAAUUAUUUUAAUAAAAAACAAAAGUAAUUUUGAAUAUUAUGAUGUUUCUAUUACCAUUACAAACACAUAACACAGUCUUGUUUAUGAUGAACAAAUAAAUUAAACAAUGAAAAUAAUUAUGAUAGCGAUAACAUUUAAGCAGUUGUGGUGGUUACUUGUAUUAACCAACAUGUUCCGAUUGGUUCCAAUGGUGUUAUAAUGUACACAUCGUGGUUAUAUAAUACCUAUGGACGUAAUAUUUUAUAUAAUGUGUGGUAUUAAAUAUUAAUAUAGUCACUGUUAAAAAAAAUAACAGUAACUAUUAAUUUUUCUUCCAUGUAACAACUUGUUAUUUUUACUCGUCUAGUACCUGUUACUAAUAACUGUUGUUGUUAUUUUUUAUCACCACUAGUGCACCUGUAUAUUAUCAUAUAUUGACAUCUCAUAGUAUUUUAAUCUAUAAAAAAUAGUAGUUCUGAAAAAGCAGUCUAAAUUCUGACUUCAAUUAUUUAGUUAUACAGACAUUGUAGAAAACGGCCCCUCUAUAUUCUGUGGUGGGAAUUGGGUCACACAAAAUAAUACUUAUUUUCAAUUAAAUUCAUAUCAAUUGGUUUUUUUUUCGUAUAAUUUUGAGACGGUGUAAAUCGUAAAACUCGAGGAGCCGAUACGUUUCCUAUUCGGCGCUGGAUCAUUUUUUCAUGGGAGGGGAGCGAAUUUAAGUUAACUAUACAUUUUAUUUUAACUAGUAUAAACAUUCAUAAAUAUAUUAGUACUAUUUAUUUAUUCUAAUGUCAUAAAUUCAUAAUAAACACAUACAAAACAAUAUAGAUGAAAAUGUGAAAAUUUGGGAAAUCUUUAUCAUAUUGCCCGUUACGUAAUUAAUAAUUAAUUAUUAGUAUAUAAUUACGUCACUGGUUUACGAUAAAUGUACGUGAUUCGUAACUUCGUAGAUCAAACCGGUGGAAGAAACGAGGCGUUGCGGCAGUGCCGACAAUGUAUGGUAUUGCGUUUGCGGGAGGAUCAACGUUUUUAAAUCAAGCUGGCGCUUUGUUACUGGUUUACGCUGACGGAUCCGUAUUGUUAUCACAUGGUGGUGUUGAAAUGGGCCAGGGAUUGCACACGAAAAUGAUUCAAGUAGCUAGCAGGUGCUUGGGUAUAUCGGCGGAAUUGAUACACGUCAAAGAAACUAGUACUGACAAAGUUGCCAACGCGUCGCCAACGGCCGGCAGUUUUAGUUCUGAUCUCAACGGAAUGGCCGUGCUCGUAAGUAUAUCGAUUAUUUAUAACAUAUGUAUGCAAAUACGGUCUAUUUUUAAUGGCGAUAAUUUUCAGAACGCCUGUGAAAUCAUCAACAAAAGAUUGGAACCGUUCAGAAAAAGAAACCCAACAGGCUCGUGGGCCGAUUGGGUGAAAAUGGCAUAUUUCGACAAAGUGAAUCUGUGCGUCUCGGGAUUUUACGCGUAAGCCAUCACUUAUGAUUUAUCCUAUAUAAAAUGUGAUCUCAGAAUUAAAAUUUAAUCUUCUCCGUUAUAAUCUAUGUAUAAAUAUCGUGUAGUGUUUUUUUUUUUUUUUUUUUUUUUUUAUAUAGUUUAUUAAUACAGAGAAAGAUCCAGAAAAAUAUAAAUUCACGUGGUAGACGAGGAUUUGGAAAAUUUGAGAGUUUAAAACUGGAGAGAUGAAAAUUUAAGGUAGAGAUAGUGUAGCAAUGGUUUUAGAAGCUCUUAGAAAUAAUAAUCAUAUUAUCAGAAUAUAGAUGGAUAAAUUGAUAGAUAGAUAGAUAGAAAGAGAGAGAGAGAGAGAGAAAGAGAUUGAAAUGAUUGAAAUUCCUAUUUUAGUACACAGGGUAAUCAACUUAACAUAAGACACUUAUUAUCUCGGAAAGUAUUAUAUUUUUUUAGAAUUAGCUUUUCAGAACAAUUAAGAAAUGAAUAGCUCUAAAAUUUUACAUUAUUACUCUUUAUUUGUUACCCUUAUUUUAGGGAUUAAAACCACUACCUACUUUUGGUUUUCAAAUGGCAACCUAUUGGAACCGAAUGGAACACUAUUAAAAAGCCACGCGCCGUGAAUGCCAACAUAGAAAUGAUACACCACUUCACUCCCCCCAUCGAAACUACAAAGUAAAAUAUCGCAUUAACUGGUUGACGAAAAUUAAAAAUUGAUUUAAACUAAUACUUCGUGUAUUAAUGGUAUUUUAACAUAGAUUACCAUUUAAAAAUAAAAAGUAGGUUGUGGUUUCAAUCUCUAAAAUAAAGAUGACAAAAAAAAGAGUAAUAUAUAACAUUUUCAAGUUACUGAUUUCUUAAAUAUUCUAAAAAGCUAAUUCCAAAAAAAAUGUAUUUCUUUCUGAGAUAAUUCCGGGUACAGCCCGGAAUUGUUAUAAAUAAUUUAAUGUAUACCUGUAGGCAACGAUAAACAAUUUCUUACGAAAAUACGAUUCUGAGUGGUGUUCAGUUGAUAGAAAUGUUUUGUGAACAACAUAUAUGUCAUUUAAUAGUAAAAUAAUUAAAUAGAUUUAAUAUAUUUUCUUUAAUAAUAUUUGUUUAAAUAUACCGAUUUUUCCAAUUUCCUAAGUUUUUCCCGGUUUUUCACAUUUUCAGGGAAAAAUUCUGAGAAAAUCGAAAAAUUACAUUUUCAAAAUAUCUCCCCACACCGAUUUCCUUUCAGAAAAGACGUUACACUUAGAAAUCUGAGCAAGUCUUCUAGUAGAAAAAUUGUUAGCAGAUAAAAAAAAAAAAUAAAAAUCUUUUAAAACCAUAAGCUUCUUCGCUCCACUCAGAAUCUAAGACUUAAAAACUUACACCAGUAUCUUACCCGUCUAUUCUUUACUCAUUUUUUUACAUUAUAUAUUAAUGAUUUUUAUAUUGAUUUCGAUAGUUAAUAAUUAAAAGGAAUAAUAGUAAUUAUGUUAGAUAACCAUGAAAAUUAAUUACUUGGUUGUAUGCAUGCAGAAAUCACACUAUAGGAACAACAACAGACCAAGGCACGGUCAACUAUUAUUUGUAUUAUACUAGCGGAGCAGCCGUUUCAAUCGUAGAAGUAGACUGUUUGACUGGUGACCAUGAAGUAUAUACUGGGUGUUUCAUUUGAUCUCCAUUAAACAGGUUUUCAUAAUAAAAUAAUGUUUUUCUGUUGCCCAUUAGGUUUUAAGUACAGACAUAGUAAUGGACGUUGGUCAAAGCUUGAAUCCGGCAAUUGAUGUGGGGCAAAUUGAAGGGGCUUUUAUGCAAGGUUACGGAUUGUUUACAUUAGAAGAACUCGUAUACAGCCCGAAAGGAAUAUUGUACACGAGAGGACCCGGUACAUAUAAAAUACCUGGUUUUUCGGAUAUACCGAAAACAUUUACAGUUUCAUUGCUGAAAGGUUCAGAAAAUCCAAGAGCGGUUUAUUCGUCGAAAGUACCUAUAUAAAAGAGAACUUUCAAAAAAAGAAUUGUACACCUACAUGAUAUAAUGGUUUUGUUUAGGCUGUUGGAGAACCACCGUUAUUUUUGUCAGCUUCAAUAUUUUUUGCCAUCAAAAACGCUGUAUAUUCGGCUAGAGAAGACGCUGGCAUCACAGAUUAUUUCAGGCUAGACGCUCCAGCGACUGUUGAAAAAAUUAGAAUGGCUUGUAACGACAAUAUUACUAACAAGGUUAGGUUAAUACCAAUAAAUUAAGUACCUCGUUUGUAUAACAUAUAUUUGUUUUUCCCUUGUAAAGCUACUACAGGAAGGAUAUGAAACUAAUUCAAUUGAUCCGUGGAACAAAAUUGUUUAA
This is a messenger RNA of Cinara cedri, 12269 nucleotides long. The record is from the annotation of a GenBank genome assembly. NCBI's taxonomy places the organism in Eukaryota, Metazoa, Arthropoda, Insecta, Hemiptera, Aphididae.